Molecule: messenger RNA, 2029 nt
Organism: Drosophila teissieri
Lineage: Eukaryota; Metazoa; Arthropoda; Insecta; Diptera; Drosophilidae
Product: WD repeat-containing protein 55 homolog
Exons: 2
Coding region: 124-1623 (499 amino acids)
Molecular function (GO): protein binding
Source: RefSeq, a predicted model, not a curated record
CAACCAUCUUGAACAGCUGAGAGGCGACAUGCUUUCUGCUUCCUCUUGUUCUCGUGGUAUCCAAACAAUUUCCAAACGUGGUAAAUAAAAGCGCAUAUUUUCGGAGCUUGGACUAAUACUAUUAUGCACACGCAUAACAACUUUAAAACCCCCUCCGACGAAGACGAACUGGAUGAUCUGGACGAAGACAUGGUGGUCGGUGUCAUAGCGGAAAUCGAACAGGAGGUGCUGAACGAGUCGGACAGCGACAACGACGAAUAUGACCUGGUUGACAUGGGUGCUCCAGUGCCGGAAAACGAUGGCGACAGUAGUUACGAUGGCAACGAAAGUAUCAGCAGCGAUGAUAGUUUCGAUCCGAAUGCAGCGGACUCGGACUCAGAUGAUUCGAUGCUCGAUGAUGCGGGCCGUGCAUCCGCCGGAGGGGCAACGAGUGCAAAGAGACGCAAGGAUGACGAUAAUCCAUCGGGCAGCAGCAGGCAACCAGAAGCCACCUUCGACUUGGACGAGGACGACGAAACAGACGAGACUGUACGUGCCAUGAUAGCCGCUAUAAAGAAGCCGCGCAGUGCUCCCCCAGAGAUUAAGCUUGAAGACUUCAUAACAGAUAUCUGCUUCCAUCCGGACCGUGAUAUCAUCGCCUUGGCCACAAUCAUCGGGGAUGUACAUCUGUACGAGUAUGACAACGAGGCGAACAAGCUGCUGCGCACGAUUGAGGUUCAUUCCAAAGCAUGCCGCGAUGUGGAGUUCACAGAGGAUGGGCGCUUCCUGCUCACCUGCUCCAAAGACAAGUGCGUCAUGGUCACCGAUAUGGAAACGGAGAAGCUGAAAAAGCUAUACGAGACGGCCCACGACGAUGCCAUCAACACGCUGCACGUUCUAAAUGAAAAUCUCUUUGCCACGGGCGAUGAUGCAGGCACGGUCAAGCUGUGGGAUCUGCGCACCAAGAAUGCCAUCUUCGAGCUGAAAGAGCUGGAAGAUCAGAUCACCCAGCUGACGACUAACGACCAAAGCAAGCUGCUGCUGGCCACCAGUGCCGAUGGCUACCUGACUACAUUCAAUAUAGCUGCGCGAAAGAUGUACGUGCAAUCGGAGCCGUACGAGGAGGAGCUGAGCUGCAUGGGCAUAUAUCGCGGUGACUCCAAGCUGGUGGUGGGUACCUCCAAGGGUCGCCUGUAUACCUACAACUGGGGGCAAUUCGGGUACCACUGCGACAUGUAUCCGGGCAUAAAGAGCCCCAUUAGUCUAAUGAUACCCAUCACAGACCGGAUUGCCUGCGUGGCCGGGGAGGAUGGAAACAUUCGAGCUUGUCACAUCGCUCCGUAUCGUAAUCUCGGCGUGGUGGGACAGCACAAUAUGCCCAUCGAGUCGCUAGACGUCAACUCCAGCGGUGAGCUCAUCGCAUCCUCCUCGCACAACAACGACGUGCGAUUCUGGAAUGUUAAGUAUUUCGAGGACUUUGGAGACAUUAAGUACAAUGAGAAACACAACGCCUACAAGGAGCAGCGUCACAAUCUUCCCUCCUCAAAAUGCAGCAAUGCAUCUGACUUUUUUGCCGACCUGACCAAAGAGGAUGCGGAUGAUGACGAUCAUGAUCCGAGCGCUGGACCCAGUAAUAUGGCCUAGAAUGAAAUGUUUGCUAGCAAUGAUUUAUAGUCGUAUUUGUUGGUGGGUCAAUUUGAAAGGAGGCGAGUCUACAAACUUGAAAGGAUCGCGUAAUCUAUUGUUUUAAAAAUUCCUAACUUAUGCAGUAGUGUGUAUUCACAUAUAUAUUUUAUUUGUAUAGGUUUUCUGUCAUAUCAACGAAAUUGACCCAUCCAGACAUCAAAGUAAAAUGUUGAACUUAUAGAACGUCUUUGAAAGCAUCAAAACGUAGCUACCAAUCCCUAAAGUGUUGCACGACGAUUUUACACAAUGUAGCACAUUAAAAUUUCGCAUUGAACUGUUAUUGAUAAUAGAACUGAUUAAGAAUAAAUCCCAAACAGAAAUAAAAGUGUACCGAAUUUUUAUCGGAGGAAUAAAAAAACAGCAG